Coniophora puteana RWD-64-598 SS2 is the source of this 646-nucleotide messenger RNA. RefSeq lists its product as uncharacterized. Bases 65 to 529 code for a protein of 154 amino acids. Lineage: Eukaryota; Fungi; Basidiomycota; Agaricomycetes; Boletales; Coniophoraceae. Gene Ontology annotation, cellular component: cytosolic small ribosomal subunit; ribosome. The transcript has 6 exons. Gene Ontology annotation, molecular function: structural constituent of ribosome. Gene Ontology annotation, biological process: translation. The record is from RefSeq and is a predicted model, not a curated record.
GCACAGGGCAACAACUUCAAGGCAAUCCACCCCCGACGACAAUCUCCCUCAAGACGCACACAGCAUGGCGGACCAAGUAGAAAAGGCCUUCCAGAAGCAGCACCUCUUCCAAAAUGCUAAGGUCCGAGAUGGCAAAAAGAUUUCGACCAAGGACAAGCGAUGGUACAAGGAUGUUGGUCUUGGCUUCAAGACCCCUUCAGAAGCCAUCCAAGGCACUUAUAUCGACAAGAAGUGCCCUUUCACUGGUGCUGUUUCAAUCCGCGGCCGUAUCCUGACCGGCAAGGUCGUUUCUACCAAAAUGACGCGGACCAUCAUCAUCCGUCGGGACUACCUGCAUUAUAUCCCUAAAUACAACCGUUACGAGAAGCGCCACAAGAACCUUGCAGCGCACGUCUCGCCUGCUUUCCGUGUGGAGGUUGGCGAUGUCGUGACUGUUGGCCAAUGCCGGCCACUGUCUAAAACUGUGCGGUUCAAUGUCGUGCGGGUGUCGCGGAGCAAGGCUGCUGCCAAGGCGUUUGCCAAGUUCUGAUUGAACGAGGGUUUUUGUUAUGUAGUUCUGUCAUUGCCAUCCAUUGUUCUUCAUGCACCAUGUCCGUAUGAACUGCCCAUGAACGACGAUAUACUGUCGUGCCAACUUGGAACAGAU